Molecule: messenger RNA, 2209 nt
Organism: Drosophila kikkawai
Lineage: Eukaryota; Metazoa; Arthropoda; Insecta; Diptera; Drosophilidae
Gene: MAN1
Product: LEM domain-containing inner nuclear membrane protein MAN1
Biological process (GO): negative regulation of BMP signaling pathway; nuclear envelope organization
Molecular function (GO): chromatin DNA binding
Source: RefSeq, a predicted model, not a curated record
UUUCAUAAUUUUCUCGCCGCACCCUUGACUUAAUAAUUUAGUAUGUGCCGUAUAAAUUUGUAAUCAAAAUAUGGUUGUUUAAGACUGUUGCUCAAAAUUUGUUAGCUUGUUUGAUAUUUAUAUAAUUAUCACCUUGUUGCACAGCCACCAAGUGCAGUGAUGCCAAACUUGUUGAACAUUUUCAUAUCAGUGUAAUUGUAGCGAGGAAAAAUGUCAACCGAAAGCCUGAACAGCUUAAGCGACAUCGAACUGCACAGGAAGCUUAUUCAGAGCGGCUUUCCCAACACCCCGGUGACCGAGACAACGCGUUCGGUUCUAAUUCAGAAGCUGAAGAAGCAUCUCAGAGCAGAUAAGCUGAAGAAGCGCAGCAACAAGUACGUGCUGUACUCCAAGGAACAGUCAGACUCUCCCGUCUACCACUACCAACAGCCGCCGACGGGAUAUGCCAAUGGCAAUGGCAUAGAUAACAAUAACGAUGUGGAUCUCAGCAGGAGUCCCUCAGCAUACAGCCGCAGCUUCGACGAGUGUGACUCGAGUCCUCUGCAUCUUUCUGCUUCCAAAAUGUACGCCCCGCCGCCGGUGGUGGCCUCCAAUUACGACGGCGACCUCUCGCCGCCCCUCAGCCUGGGAGGCAUGAAUGGCAAGUACCGGCCGCAGUCCUGCUCCCUGCCGUACUCCAUAGACACGUCGAAUAAGAUCAAGAUAUCGGACGGAGGCGUUGUUAACAGGUUGCUUAGCUUUCGCGACACCACGAUCCAGAGAAAAUUCAACACGAAAGUUCCAUUCACAACGCAGGCGUCGAGGGUCCCCCAAAAGAGCGAAAGGUUCCCCCGCUUAUCCUGGGCGGACCUCAAAAACUUCUUUAAGAACCCCGACAUCCGACCAUAUGUAAUACCACAAGUGCUCAUCUCGCUCUUUUUAAUCUUCCUGACAAUAAUCACGGUCCUGUAUGUGGGCAAGCGCUUUGAGCAUAGUCCCAUUGACAAAACAGUGCUGAAAUAUACAUUAUGUAAUCCCACUGACUUGCGACUGGCCACCGAGCAGAUUACCUGCAUAGAUAAGGAUGCGCUUACGAGUGCCAUGGACUUGACUGACCAGAUUUUCAAGCAGCUGAACGAGCGGGCCAGGCUCCAUCACUGCAAGGACGCCAGCCAGUCGCCCAAUUUGGAGGUAAAUGAGUUUAUAAGGGACCUGGUCGUCGGGAACCCAAUGACCCACCGAGGAAGUAUACACACUAAUAUGCUGGCCACUAAAUACCUCAUUGUCGAGAAUCCGCAUUGGAUGAUUCAUGUGGUGGAGUCGCCGGACAAGACUGCCUACUUCGAGCUCUCUGAACCGAAUCUGCCGCUCAAGUGCGUUGUCCUGAAGAAAAUGACACGUUUUUUUACAAUGAUCGGUACGUUGGUUCUGGUGGCAGCCGGAUGCCUUGUCAUCUACUUUGGGAUUGCCCUGUACCGCGUCAAGCAGAAGGAAGCCUUGCUGGCGGUUGAUCAAUUCACAAAGGACAUCAUCAACGAGCUGAUUUAUCAGAGUUCUCAGAACGAGAGUCCCGAGGUGAUCAUAAACCAGCUGCAGGAGAAGUUUGUGCCUGCCAAGAAUCGCUCGAAGCACCUGUCUUCCUGGAACAAGGCGCUCAAGGCCCUGGAGAAGAACGAUAGCCGCGUGCUGUUUGGUAUGGUUAAUCGGGAUGGCAAGGCGCUACGCACUAUGGCCUGGAACAGGAACCUGGACAAGAAGGACAUGGGCCUGGUGAAGAAGUGGCAGAGCCCCGCCUUCGACAACUCCAACAAAAUUGCAAAUCCACCAACGCCCUGCCUGAAGAUAAGGCACAUGUUUGACGCCUCGGAAGUUGAUCAGGCCAACCUGAAGCAGUCCAUCGUGGAGUCCAUCAUUGAGAAGGUGGGACCGCGCUGCAAGAUCUGUGACGUGCAACUGGACAUCCAGUCCUGCUGCGUCUACAUCCGGUGCGCCACCGAAGAGGACGCCGGCAUGAUACACAACGAGAUCAAUGGCUGGUGGUUUGACAAGCGCUUGAUUUCAAUUAAAUUCCUAAGACUUGAACGCUAUCUAAGCCGUUUUCCCAAGCCCUCGGCCGAGCCCUUGCUCUACUUUCAUCCCAGCGAGGCGGCCAGCAACAACACUCACUCAUAAAAUGCACACACAACUCUACACCUAGACACUUAAGUUAUUAAAUGCGAAUUUGUUUUUA